CUUGACCGUGCUCAGAUUCGGGACUGCCACCGAAAAUGCCCCUGACAAGCCCACCAUGGGCGCCCAUGUAUCAAUACGCCCCUAUUGAUGCUAAACCACGCGUCUUCCGAUUGAUCAAGCUCCUCAAACCGAUUCGAUCCUAUCUGCCUAGCUCCAGAGACACCGUGCGUCUUGAGAUCAUUGAAGUUGACCUCGAUGCUGCUUGCUUGUAUGACGCUCUGUCAUAUACCUGGGGUGUGCAGGGCCUGCGACAGCCGGAUCGACGCGUAAUCGUUGAGACGCCGGACGGCAGCCGCGAGCUGCGAAUCUUCAGGCCUCUCGAGCUUGCGCUGCUCCACCUCGCAGCCACAAACUAUGCGGAUCGUCCGUUGUUCGUGGACCAGAUAUGCAUCAACCAGUCUGACGACGGAGAGAAGGGCAGCCAGGUGCCGCUGAUGAGGGACAUCUACACCAACUGCGCCCGGGUGAUUGUUUGGCUGGGACCAGCAUCCAGAUCGUCCGACAAGUGGUUCGAUUUUACACUCAAAGUCUGCAACGAGGGGAUCUUGAGCCGAUUCAUGCGACAGAAUGUCGGCCACUUCAUGAACGUCUUCGACGCCGUAAUGGAUCCAAGCCGCGAGGUAACAGCUGCGGAGCGCGAGGACAGGGACGAUAUCCUGUGGCUUCUUGCACAAUACGGGCAUCGGUACCCGCUGGACGGCUUUGCGGAUGUCCUCGGCCGGGCCUGGUUCAACCGCCUCUGGAUCAUCCAGGAAUCGUGUCUGGCACCCAGUGUCAUAUUUGUCUCGGGGACUCGUUCGCUUUGUUUCGACUGUUUUCGAAGCGGUACGCUUUUCUACAACAUCUAUAACACGCACUGGUUGAACAACGUGCAGCACUCCGUUUCACAGGGAGAGGUCCGUCGUCGCAACGAACUCUUGACCGUCACCCGAGGCCUUAUUCGAAUCUUCCAAGAGCGCAAAGCCAUCCACACGGCUGGGAGGCGGCAGCAGCUCUAUGACGUAUUGCUCAAGUACAAUGUAAACGACGACGGGCCCAAGAUUGGGGCCACGCUGCCCGAAGACCGGCUCUAUGGGCUCCUAGGUCUGGUAGGCGAUGAUGACUCUCUUCACGGGCUGGUUGUGCGGUAUGGGGAUGCCAUCAAGGUCUACACCGAGUUUGCUGGUAUGCUGGCACGGAAAAACAUAGACGUCCUGCUCUUCUCCCAGUCCCCGAAACGGGUCGCCGGCCUCCCUUCAUGGGUGCCGGACUGGUCGAUGGAUCUGAAGGUGCCUCAUGCAUACACAAAUCUGACAACACCCGUCUUCAAGCCUCGAAGCGUUGACGAUCAGCAAGAACCCAACGUCGACCUAGAGCUGGGCAGGUUGGCUGUCCAAGGCAUGGUGAUAGACCAAAUCAUUCAGGUCGGGCGACAAAGCAUGCACAGCGACCCAGAGCGCCAGGUCACGGCUCUAGUUGACUUUCGCUCGGUGAGAAGGUUCACCACCGAGAUCGACGAGUUCCUCCAGCUCGCGAGUGACAACCCCCUUUGCCCCUUUCCAUACAGUUCCAACGAGGAGCUACGCCUCCAGGCAGCCGUGCGGCUCUCUGACGCGGCUCUGUCGGAAAAACACUUUUCGGAGGCAUUGGGUUCGACAACGGAGGCAACCAAAAAGCUCCAGGCGCUUCACGGGGAAGCUGCGAAAUGGGGACAGAGGCUCAUCGAUACGGAUCGACAGGUCAAGUCGUACCAUAUCAAUCGAAUAAUCGGCACCGUCGGCAUUAUCCCCUGGUACUGUGUCCCGGUUGGCGAGGUUGAUGUUCUCAGACUCUGCGCAUUGGAUCCGAUCUCUGCACUCAAGACAGGCCUGAAAGGCGCGGCUCUGUUCCUCGUCGAUGCACUCGGUAUCUGUGCUUCUUCGGCGGCGGUUGUCCUGUUCUCCAAGUACCUUCAGAUCCGUCGCAGGUUCACAGGCGUUCGUUUCAAUGACCCGGGGAGUAAGGAGGUCGUGACCAAGGUUGGGCUCAGUUCGGACUUGAUCAUAGGGCACGAUAUGAGCACGUACCGAGAAAAUCUACUGAAGAAUAUUGGCCGGAGGGUUUAUCUGACUGAGAAGGGGUACAUUGGACUGGGCCCUGGUGGCAUGAUGCACGGGGAUUUCGUUGCUUUCCUCUUUGGUGGAACGGUACCGCAUAUCUUGAGGCAGAGGGUCGGCUCGAGUCUGUCUGGUCGUGAUACAUCAUGGCAAUACGUAGGAGAGGCGUACUGCGAUGGCGUUAUGGAUGGCGAAGCAGUGGGAUCGGGGCAUGAGAACGCGACAACUUUCAACAUCUUUUGAAAGACAGACAGAUGCUCGCAGCACAAGUAGUUACGUAGCCCUAGUUUUCUCGAUACCAUACACAGAGCGCAGCUCGACC
Messenger RNA from Phialemonium atrogriseum, 2397 nucleotides. Its product is annotated as heterokaryon incompatibility protein-domain-containing protein. The record is from RefSeq and is a predicted model, not a curated record. Lineage: Eukaryota; Fungi; Ascomycota; Sordariomycetes; Cephalothecales; Cephalothecaceae. The transcript has a single exon. Bases 36 to 2318 code for a protein of 760 amino acids.